Tupaia belangeri chinensis (Chinese tree shrew) is the source of this 458-nucleotide messenger RNA. RefSeq names its product microseminoprotein beta (gene MSMB). The transcript is spliced from 3 exons. The record is from RefSeq and is a predicted model, not a curated record. Bases 20 to 367 code for a protein of 115 amino acids. NCBI's taxonomy places the organism in Eukaryota, Metazoa, Chordata, Mammalia, Scandentia, Tupaiidae.
CCACCCAGGGCCCUUCUUUAUGUUACAGAAUGUUCUGGGCAGCCUCCUGGUCUUCGCCGCCUUUGUGACCUUCUGCAAUGCACAGUGCUAUACCAUACGCAAGGAAGUAACUCCAAAUGAUUUAUCCACUGGGUGCAAGGAUAAGGAAGGAGUCGUACACCCACUGAAGUCAAAGUGGAAGACCGAGAACUGUGAGCAAUGUUCUUGCGGCCAUUAUGGGAUUCACUGUUGCAAUACUGUUCCUAUACCUGUGGGUUAUGAUGAAGUCAAGUGUCAGAAAAUCUUCAACAAGGAGACCUGCAGCAAUACUGUGGUGGAGCGGAAGAACCCGGAAAAGACCUGCCCUGUCAAUGGAUGGGUAUUGUAAUGCGAUUCUUGUGGACCAAGGGCUCCCAAGCCAGCCUCACUCUCCUACACCUGUAUGGGCUAUCAUUAUGUAGCCAUCACUAUCAAUAAAA